AGCUUUUUCAUGGAGCCACAUACAUUUAUCUCAGUAUCAGCUCUUCAUGGAUUGCCACUUACUGUUUCUUACAUAGAUCACUCCCAAAUGAAUUGUUCAGAAUCAUCCUCAUUGAAGCUAACAUUACGUCUGAUGCCAUCCCAAGAACAAGAAGCAUUGGAAGCGUUCAAGGAUGCGCAAGAAAUGCACAUGUAUGCAGUGUGGGCUCUUCCACCCACACAUGUGCUCCCACGAAUCAAGACGGUGAUGGAGGGCCUACGGGCCGAAUUCGGUGGGCCUGAAAUCGAACCUCACAUCACCGUCUUAGGAUCCAUGUUAAGGACGGAAGAAGAUGCGAUCCAACAAUUCAAAGAUGCUUGUAACAUUAUCACCCGUUUUGAAUGUAACGUCGAUCACAUUGAAACUAGUCGGUUUUUUUACCAGUGUGUCUCCCUCAUCAUUGAUCCAAUCGAAGAUUUAUGGGGUGAAAUCGGGCGCUUUGUUAGGAUCUUCGAACACACUUUCCGUAAGUUGAACAUCUUGUUGUCCACAUUUGAGCCUCCUUUAUGGGUAUCUAACAGAUGAAGAGAAAAAAAGAGCUAAAGAGAAAGUUACUACUAUCGAUGAGGGCUUUGCUAGCCUUAGCUUUGAUGUUACUCGCUUUGUAUUAUGCAAGAUGAACAUCCAAGAUAAAUCUCAACACUCUUGGGAGAAGAUUCUGGCAAUUGACCUCCAACCAUAAUUAGUUAGUUUCCACAAUAUAUGCUUUGUAUGCAACUUCAUAAUCAAAUAAUUGUAUUAUGAUUUAUUCAAAAAAUAAUUGUAUUAUGACUACUC
Rosa rugosa (rugosa rose) is the source of this 816-nucleotide messenger RNA. Its product is annotated as cyclic phosphodiesterase-like. Gene Ontology annotation, molecular function: 2',3'-cyclic-nucleotide 3'-phosphodiesterase activity. NCBI's taxonomy places the organism in Eukaryota, Viridiplantae, Streptophyta, Magnoliopsida, Rosales, Rosaceae. The record is from RefSeq and is a predicted model, not a curated record. Gene Ontology annotation, biological process: cyclic nucleotide metabolic process. The transcript is spliced from 4 exons. The coding region runs from base 10 to 564 and encodes 184 amino acids.